GCGAACGUCAUAUCAGAAUGUAAUCAAACUAUGUCUUUCAACAUUUUUUUUUUUUUAAUGCACAACUGAAUUAUUUUGUACAUGAAAAUUUAUGUUAGCGAUUUUAUUUUUAAUUAUGUGUACGAAUCCAUUUCUGUCGAUGACUAAGAAGGAUUUUACGGAUCAAGGGGCAAAACCGAUUGUAAAGAAUUUCAUCCCUCAAGAGUUCAAGGAUCCAAUCACAGAAAGUUUUAAAAGUUAUCUUACAGCAAAGGAUGAGGCUACGGGCGAGGAAGAAGUUGUAGAUGCGUACACAUCUAAAUUUUUGGAAGAAAAUGAGACUAUCGGAAAUAUUUACUUCGGCAGUAGAUUGCUAGACAGGGAUGUUGUUCUCAAUGAGGCUGUAGAUGAUAAAAGGACAGUGUACGACAUUGAUUACUGCGACAAGGAGCUCUUUAAAAAAUACUUAGAAGAAGAAGCUGAAAAGCAAAGAUUUAGAUUACCCGAUGAUUGGUAUAUUCCUCUUACGACUCAAAAAAUAAGCUAUAGAGAACCGUUAAUGAUGAGUUCUGAUGCUUAUAAACGUUCUGAAAAGAAAACUGGGUCAACAUCUUUAGGAACUGAUUCAAAAAUACGUGAGAUACUACAAGUAACAACGGGGAUAACUGAAUAUCAAAGUAUAAUCGGACAUAUGGGAGAAAUAAUUAUUAAAGAGGGAUUACACAGAAAGCCAAGUUAAAACUUAUUAUGAAUAAAUACACCUAUGUGAUUGUAGGCAAGAACCAAAAAUUAUAUCGAGUGA
Molecule: messenger RNA, 781 nt
Organism: Agrilus planipennis (emerald ash borer)
Lineage: Eukaryota; Metazoa; Arthropoda; Insecta; Coleoptera; Buprestidae
Exons: 1
Coding region: 92-718 (208 amino acids)
Source: RefSeq, a predicted model, not a curated record